AAAUUUGUACUGCAGAGCUCUCGCUUCACGUGUGCAUUUUUCCUGCAAUCAUAAUCUCCGGUGAUUUUCGAUACGGAUGGCUUCUAUCUCGCUCCUUAACCCAAAGGCGGAGUUUGCCAGGGCGCAGCAUGCAUUUAACAUCAACCUUUCGGCAGCUCGUGGUCUUUACGAUGUGUUGAAGACCAAUUUAGGUCCCAAGGGAACAAUGAAAAUGUUGGUUUCCGGUGCCGGAGACAUUAAGAUAACUAAAGAUGGAAGUGUUCUGCUCCACGAAAUGCAAAUACAACAUCCUACAGCAAGUCUUAUUGCCCGGGUUGCGACGGCUCAAGAUGACAUGACUGGAGACGGUACCACAUCUAAUGUGCUCCUAAUCGCAGAGCUGUUAAAGCAGGCUGAAGUUCAUACUUCGGAAGGUCUACACCCGAGACUAAUUACUGAGGGAUUCGAGUUGGCCAAGAACAAGUGCAUUGAGCUCCUCUCCACCUGUCGUAUCGAAUGCUCCAGCGAAAUGCCUGAUCGGUCCAUAUUCCUCUCAGUGGUCGGCACUUCCUUGCGCACCAAGCUUCACAAAGACCUUGCAGAUUUGCUUACUGAACACGUGGUGGAUGCGGUUUUUUGCAUUCGACAUCCGGAUGAACCGUUGGAUUUGCAUCGGAUCGAGCUAAUGCAAAUGCAGCACAAAACAGAUAUGGACACCACUUUGAUUAAGGGAUUAGUUUUGGAUCACGGUGGCAGACAUCCAGACAUGCCUAAGCGCGUGAACAACGCAUUUAUACUGACUUGCAACGUUUCUUUUGAGUACGAAAAGACUGAAGUAAAUUCUUCGUUUUUCUACAAAACGGCUGAAGAAAGAGCGUCCUUAGUCAAAUCGGAGAGGGAGUUUAUUGAUUUGCGCGUACAAAAGGUCAUCGAUCUAAAAAACAAAGUUUGCGGAGAAGCCGGUGGUGAUCCUAAGCCAGGCUUUGUAGUCAUAAACCAAAAAGGAAUUGAUCCCUUCUCGCUUGAUGCCUUCGCUCGUGAGGGUAUCCUUGCUCUGCGUAGGGCCAAGCGACGAAACAUGGAGCGUGUUGCUCUUGCUUGUGGUGGCUUCUCAGUCAACUCAGUUGACGAUCUUACACCAGACUGCCUUGGUCAUGCUGGAUUAGUAUAUGAAUACAUUUUGGGUGAGGAAAAAUAUACCUUCGUUGAGGAGUGCAAAAACCCGCGCUCCGUUACGCUUUUGAUGAAAGGGCCCAACAAGCACACUCUUACACAACUCAAGGAUGCCAUAAACGAUGGGUUACGCGCCGCGAAGAACACUCUCGAAGAUGAGUGUGUCGUCCCAGGCGCUGGCGCCUUUGAACUUUUCGCCCAUCGUCAGCUGUCAAAGUAUGCCCACGAGGUUAAGGGUCGUUCUCGCCUUGGUGUACAAGCUUUCGCAGAUGCCCUUUUGGUUAUCCCUAAAGUUUUAGCUUCGAACGCUGGUCAUGACAUUCAAGAAACAAUGGUGAAGCUUUUGGAAGAAGCGGCGAAAGUGGAGAAAAGAUGCGGUGGGAACCCACCCAACGAACUGAUUGGUAUCGACCUGGCCACCGGAGGUGCCAUGAAUCCGGUUCAGAUGGGUGUUUUCGAUAACUUCAUUGUCAAGAAGCAGAUACUCAGUUCUUGCGGUGUCAUCGCCUCUAACAUCUUGCUGGUGGAUGAAAUAAUGCGCGCUGGAUUGAGCUCUCUGAAAGGUUAAUUGUACAAUUUUGAGCCUUUGUCCCGGAGUAAAUGUCGUUCUUUGAUCACUUGGUUCUGAGCUACUGAUUGUUGUCUUUUCGAUGCUUCUGUUCGCGAGUUAACUGGUGACUGCUUUUACUGUUUGUAAUUACUAUUAAAUUAUGAAAGGUGUUCCGUUCACUUG
Molecule: messenger RNA, 1885 nt
Organism: Dicrocoelium dendriticum
Lineage: Eukaryota; Metazoa; Platyhelminthes; Trematoda; Plagiorchiida; Dicrocoeliidae
Source: the annotation of a GenBank genome assembly